Molecule: messenger RNA, 2358 nt
Organism: Xenopus laevis (African clawed frog)
Lineage: Eukaryota; Metazoa; Chordata; Amphibia; Anura; Pipidae
Product: serine protease 27
Exons: 9
Coding region: 627-1577 (316 amino acids)
Source: RefSeq, a predicted model, not a curated record
AUAAAACUGGUUGUGUAUGUGAGAAAACUUGCUCAACAGGAUGUAGGCAAGUUGGGGGUUUAUCACAGCAUCUUGGCAGUUGGGAGGGUUUCUGUGGGGGCAGGUGAGAACCCAGGAUAAAAGAACACUAGACAACAUGUGAAGGGGCUGGGCAGUAGAGAGGGAGCUGGGCAGCUGAGAGGAGGCAGCUAGAGAGCUGGAGAAGCCAGAGGAGCCUGGGACGAGACAACAUGUGAGGAAUGAAGACCAGAGGGGAAGGCAGAGAUGAAGCUGAACUCUAUUCCCCUACUUUUUGACGCAAUGACGUCAUCACGCUGGUGCGUAAAACCCGGAAGUGUGCACCGCGCUCGCCAAAGGGAAGCCGGCACUGAAGGAGAAAGCAGCAAUGCAGCGGGUGUCCACGCCAAAGGAGUGACGUUGGUCCCCGCUGCCCACUAGACCACCAGGUUUGUCUUUAGUGAAGUGAAGUGAAAGUGAAAUCAGAAUAUUGGUAACUGGAGAGACGGGAGUGCUUUACAUCUGAUUAAUAAAAAUUAAUUAACAAACUGGUUUGGUGACCCUCCUACAGUAUAAAGUAGAUACACAGCCAGUCUCGGUACUUAGUGGCCACAGGAAAGGAAAGAAUCAUGAACUGGUUCCAUUUAAUAAGAACUCUGCUCCUGCUGAACUUGGGGAUCUAUGGAUUUGCUCAAGAUGAAAACUCCAAUGAGCCAACCAGGGCCUGUGGAAAACCUGUGAUAGUCAACAGCCGCAUUGUUGGAGGGCAGAAUACUAAAAAGGGGCAGAACCCCUGGCAAGUGAUAUUGUGGAUUCCUGGUAAAGUACAAUGUGGUGGAACCCUCAUCAGCAGCAAUUUUGUUGUGACUGCAGCAAAAUGUGUGGAAAGGGUAAAUGCCUCCUCUGUUAUUGUCAUCCUUGGAGCCCAUAAAAUAACUGGAAACCACAAGGAGGAAGUUUCUGUUCCAGUGAAAAGGAUCAUUAAACAUCAUCUCUACAAUGAGACAGAUUUAACUUUUGACAUUGCCCUUCUAGAGCUUUCACGACAUGUGCCCUUCACAGACUUUAUCCUUCCAGCCUGUCUACCAACAUCUCCCACUGAAUUUCUGCCUGGGCACAGUUGUAUGGUGACUGGCUGGGGAGACACUGAGUUUAAUAGUACCAAGCCAAGCCCUGAUCUUCUACAAGAGGCAGAAGUGCGUUUGAUGGGUUUAGAGCACUGUAGGGAAAUAUAUCUUUUGGCAUCAAAUGACAGUGACAGUGGCAUAACAGAUGAUAUGAUAUGUGCAAUGAAUAUCCAUAAAGGAAAAGAUUCCUGCCAGGGUGAUGGUGGGGGACCCCUGAUUUGUUAUGAGAAUGAUCGCUGGUACUUGGUCGGAAUAACAAGUUUUGGAGAAGGUUGUGGAGGAGACUUUCCUGGAGUUUACAGUUCUAUCCCUGCCCAUAUGAAAUGGAUUCAAUCAUUUAUCUCUGAUGACUCCAGUGGCUCAGAAAGGAUUGGAUCAACCCCUGGGGCGGGGCUUAUGGUUUUAGCCUUGAUUUACUUCAUCCAGGAGACCCUGCAAAACUUAUUGUUUUAGUUUUGAUCCUGAAUUCUGCUGCCUGGUUUGGAUAUUGAGUUUUUGAAUUGACUGUGGACAAGACUUUCCUGGAGUUUACACUUCUUGUGCCUGCCAUUGGCACAGAGCAUCAUCAUCCAGAGCAAUUUUUUUUUUAAAUCAGACAUAUUCAAUAAUUGUCUACAGUAGUUCAGAAGUCCACAUAAAUGGGAUUUUUUUAAAGUCCGAUUUUUUUCUGGUAGGAGUUUUAAAAGGGAAAAACACUUUUCAUUUCAUGGAAAAAUAGAAUUCACAUUUUUUGUAAUUUAUUAAGCCCUGAGGCUGCUAAAAGUCAGAAUACAAAAGUACUGAAACUCAAAACUGCAGAGGUCUUGUAGAAGUCAAUGUCCCUUUUACAAUUGGAAGAUAUCAUGAUCUGCACUGGGUUUCAUACAAUAAUCCGAAUCAUUUGUGGUUUUAGGGCGAAAUUCCCAAAAAAUCUGUACAAUUCAUAUUUUUUUUUUUUUACGAUUUAAUCGAGUUUUUAACUGCAUCAGAUUUUUUCAAAUAAAUGUAUUGAUAAAUAUGGUAAAAAUGUGCACAGGAGUUUGGUCAAAGUGUUUUCAAGAAAAAUAACGAGAAAUUUUCAGAUUUUAGUAAAUAAUCACCAAUAUGUUUGACAAGAAGACAAGUGUAAUAGAUCUAGCACCAUUCUGGUUACUGUAUGUCUGUAAAAUGUAAUCAUAAAUAUCUAACUGAAAUAGCUUUACAUAUAUCAACAAUUUCAUUGUACAGACUGGAAUAAAAGAUACCAACAAAUAAA